Necator americanus (New World hookworm) is the source of this 1626-nucleotide messenger RNA. RefSeq lists its product as uncharacterized. Gene Ontology annotation, biological process: double-strand break repair via nonhomologous end joining; DNA double-strand break processing; replication fork processing. Gene Ontology annotation, molecular function: DNA-binding transcription factor activity, RNA polymerase II-specific; single-stranded DNA binding; DNA topoisomerase binding. NCBI's taxonomy places the organism in Eukaryota, Metazoa, Nematoda, Chromadorea, Rhabditida, Ancylostomatidae. Gene Ontology annotation, cellular component: nucleus; site of double-strand break; condensed chromosome. The transcript has 7 exons. The record is from RefSeq and is a predicted model, not a curated record. Bases 1 to 1626 code for a protein of 541 amino acids.
AUGCGUACAAGCAAGAUUUCAAAAGGCGUUCAGGGGUUCACGAUUGACCACAUACAUAUCGUUUCGAAACUCAUAGAAGUGUCGCGAGAGUACAAGAUCCCGCUGUGCCUCAAUUCCAUCGAUUCGAGGAAAGCCUUCGAUACAGUUGAGAUCAAAGCGAUCAUGGAGGCACAGCAAAGGCGUCCCUACUCCAUACAUAAGGAUACUUCUCAAGUAUUCGGCACUAAAGCCCCUUCUGAGCGGUCUGUGCGCGCCUGGUUCCAGCGCUUCAAAGCCGGGAACAAAAAACUCGAAAAUGAGCCUCGCCCUGGUCGACCGACUGCAAUAACGUUCGACGAGCUAAAGAAUCUGGCGGAGCAGCAUCCAUAUGAAGGUGUGCGGUAUUUUGCUGCCAGUCUUGGCUGUUCGCUGUCCACCGUGAGCAAUGGACUGCGAUCUCUCGGAAUGGUGAAAAAGCUCGGUCAGUGGCUCCCACAUGCAUUGAGCGACGGCAACCGCCAAAGACGCCUGGGCAUCUGCACUCAGCUGCUCUCCGGAAGCUUCAGAUUUGACUGGCUGGACGCCAUUGUCACUGGAGAUGAAGAAUUGGUCCUCUACGUCAACCACACCCACAAACGUGCGUGGUGCGCUGGCGAUGAAAUGCCCGAUCAUUUCGUGAAAGGUGAAAUCCAUGAGAAGAAGGCCAUGCUGAGCGUCUUGUGGGGAGUUCAUGGAAUCUACCGUUUCGAACUGCUGCCAGACAACACGACAGUUACUGCCGAGGUCUACUGCGCUCAACUGCAAAGACUGGCCGACAAGAUCCGCAAGGAGCACUCGAAGCUCGACAACGUUCGCCUGCUGCACGAUAAUGCGCGCCCUCACAUCGCGAAGAAGAAUUCCCACAAAAUUCUGGAGCUCGGAUGGGAAGUUCUACCGCACCCACCGUACAGCCCGGACCUGGCCCCGAGUGACUGCCACUUCUUCCGAUCUCUUCAGUAUCACCUGGAAGAGAAGCGCUACGAUGAUCGUGACCACCUCAAAAAUGACCAUCGGGCUUUCUUCGCCUCCAAGUCACCGGAGUCCUACGUCAAAGGAAUCCGUGAUCUUGUGGGACGUUGGCAGAAGAGUAAAUACAAGAUGAAUCAAGUUGCAGAUAUUGAAGACUUAAUCUCACCAGAAACCUCACAGGCAUCCACAGUAAUGGAUAGAAUGCAGUGUCCUCUCUGCUCCAAGACAUAUCUUACUUUCUUUGGGCUUCGUAGACACAUGCAAUGUCAUCAAGAUGGACGGGUGGAUCAAACUUGUGCUCAUUGCCAAAAACACUACAAAUCUCCAGGUGCACUUAAGAUGCACUUAAAAACACAUUCCCUACCCUGCGUUUGUGAGAAAUGUGGGAAGAGUUUCAGCAGACCCUGGUUACUGAAGGGUCAUCAACGGACACAUACAGGUGAAAAACCCUAUAUAUGUUCAUUCUGCGGUCGUUGCUUUGCCGAUCGUAGCAAUCUCAGAGCACACGAGCAAACCCAUUUUCCGCAUCGAAAACACAGGUGUGACUAUUGCGAUCUCUCGUUUGCUCGUAUUCAAGUUCUAGAGAAGCACAAAGCUCUAUGUCCAUUAAAGCUCGAAGAAGAUUCAAGUGACUUUUAA